AUUAGGGUAGGGUAGGGUAGGAUAGGAUUUUUUUUGAUUGCUUUCUCGAAGCGAGAGAGAAAAUUCUUCUCUUGCUGGUACUAUGAGCCAUUGGUACACGCCAAACAGUCUUUUCUUGCUCGGAAUCCAUUAGGGAGUCCUACUAAGGAUAAGCAAUACGCCGUCGCAAUCUAGAACCUGCUGAAAUCUGGAGAGAAACUCGCAUUUGUCCUGCACGCCAAGAGAUCCUGCAGACUGGCGGAUCACCUGACAUCUUCCUUCCCAUUGGCCUGGUUCCCCCCGCUGCACGGGAGGUGCUUAUCAGAUGUCCGGAUUUCCUUUACCUACUCGUAUCGUCAAAUCCUCUGCACUCAGCCAAUACAACCUCAUCUUCACCCUGUUUCCCCUUCACAAAUGUCUAUCUCUCUUUCCCCUCCCCGGAGAUCCUUACUCCGAAAUUAGGACAUAUCCAUGCUUACACAGACACGUUGCCUCGCUUCACUCCUUCCCCCAUGUUCCCCGGUGAGCCCCGACGUGGGGGAAUGGGCGGCAAUCACGGUGAUUCCCAUACUUUUAGAGGAUUGUCCCGGUCGGACACGGUUCACUGGGCGGUCUGAUCAUGCGACCACCAUGGGGAGUUCACCGGUGAGCACUUGGUUGCCAACCAGUCACGGUGUCACAUCACUGUCCCAUUAGAUUUAAUCCUUCUGCUGAUGAAUGCUUGGAGUCGUCUCAGUUGCAUGUGAUAACUUGU
Aspergillus welwitschiae is the source of this 733-nucleotide messenger RNA. RefSeq lists its product as uncharacterized. The transcript is spliced from 3 exons. NCBI's taxonomy places the organism in Eukaryota, Fungi, Ascomycota, Eurotiomycetes, Eurotiales, Aspergillaceae. The record is from RefSeq and is a predicted model, not a curated record. Bases 451 to 675 code for a protein of 74 amino acids.